AUGAUAUUGAUUUAUGUUUUCGUUUUACAAUACCGUUGUGCGCGGCAAUAUAAACAAGAACUCGGCCGAAACCGUCGCUGUCCGUUGUCGUUGCCGUUGCGCCGCGUGAACACAUCUGCCGCCGCCGCCGCCGUCGACGACGAUGUCCGCGAAAACGGCCGUACUGCUGUUGUGGUGGUGGUGGUUCGGCGCACGGGCAAUCGAGGCCGUGACGGGUGCGACGGUGACUGGCGCGGCCCCGCGGCUCGCGUCGCCGGACCGGCCGCCGUCCGGCGAGCCGCUUUACCGCGCGUUGUCCAAGCAUCGGUCGGAUUCUCGGGGUCCGACCGCGGUGACGUUCCGCGGCGCGCCGAUCCCGGUACGCUGCGCGAACGCCGGCCGGACGCGGUCUCCUCGGCUCCCGCGCUCCGCGGAACGUACGCGAACGCCUCGGCCGCCGUGCUGCACGACGGGACGCUCGGAAGUCGGCAAACCGUUUUUUUACAUCACGGAACGCGUCGCGGCGAGCGGUCGGCCGCCCUGUACGGGGCGCCGUUCCGAACCGCCUCGGCCGUCUCGCGCCGACCGCCGUGCGGACGAGAUGUCUCGGCCGCCGCGCGCGACGCAGUGUUGUACGGAAACGGCUCCAUCUCCCGGCGCCGCUCGCCGCGCGGAAGAGACUUCUCGGCCGCCGUGCGUGGCGGGAUGUUCGAAAAUUAA
Messenger RNA from Cinara cedri, 699 nucleotides. The record is from the annotation of a GenBank genome assembly. Lineage: Eukaryota; Metazoa; Arthropoda; Insecta; Hemiptera; Aphididae.